UUAGCAGUCCGGACCCAGGCGCGCCCCUCCCGCCCCAGCCCACCCCGGCCUGCCGCCCGGGAGGAGAACAUGCCGCGCUCCUUCCUGGUGAAAACGCACUCCAGCCACAGGGUCCCCAACUACCGGCGGCUGGAGACGCAGAGAGAAAUCAAUGGUGCCUGCUCUGCCUGUGGGGGACUGGUGGUGCCCCUCCUCCCCCAAGACAAGGAGGCCCCUUCUGUGCCCAGCGACCUUUCCCAGCCCUGGGACCGCUCCUCAGCCGUCGCCUGCAUCUCCCUGCCCCUCCUGCCACGGAUCGAGGAAGCUCUGGGGGCCUCUGGGCCGGACGCCUUGGAAGUCAGCCGGGUUGACCCUCGGGCCAGCCGGGCCGCCAUUGUACCCCUCAAAGACAGCCUGAACCACCUCAACCUGCCCCCACUGCUGGUGCUGCCCACACGGUGGUCCCCGAUCCUGGGCCCAGACCGGCACGGGGCUCCAGAAAAACUGCUUGGGGCGGAGCGGAAGCCCCGAGCCCCCGGCGGCUUUGAGUGCUUCCACUGCCACAAACCCUACCACACGCUGGCCGGGCUGGCCAGGCACCGGCAGCUGCACUGCCACCUGCAGGUGGGGCGCGUCUUCACCUGCAAGUACUGCGACAAGGAAUACACCAGCCUGGGCGCCCUCAAGAUGCACAUCCGCACCCACACGCUGCCCUGCACCUGUAAGAUCUGUGGCAAGGCCUUCUCCAGGCCCUGGCUACUGCAGGGCCAUGUCCGCACCCACACAGGGGAGAAGCCCUAUGCCUGCUCGCAUUGCAGCAGGGCCUUUGCUGACCGCUCCAACCUUCGGGCCCAUCUGCAAACGCACUCAGACACCAAGAAGUACCAGUGCCAGCGCUGCGCCAAGACCUUCUCACGCAUGUCUCUCCUGGCACGGCACGAGGAGUCUGGCUGCUGCCCGGGCCCCUGAGAGGCACGUGGUCGGCGCAGGUAGGAGGGAUGGGCCUCACCCCGAGAGCUGGUGUCCCUCCUGCCGCCAGAGGAGCCGGGAGUCUGAGAGGGCAGGGCCUGGCCUCACACUUGGUGCAUACUCCAUAUCCGUGUCCAAUCAGAACCAAAGAAGUCCAGCAGGGCCACUGGGCUGGAGGACACUCACCCAGGCCUCUCACCCCGUGGAGCCCCCUCAGAGGAGACUCCUCUCCCAGGCAAGACUUUCAUCAGAACAAGAGCCAUGGUUCCAUUUCAACAUGGUCAGGUCUCUGGGUCUACCCUUCCAAGAGUCAGAGCCUUGGGGAGAUGGCCACCAGCGUGGCCCAGCACUGCCGCCUGACGGCUCGCAAUGCUGCCUAGUUCCCUUGCGGCAGAAAUGAACGGUUCUGACUUACAGUGAGCACGGCCCUGUGGUCCUUCCUCAGUAGGCACAACUACCUCUCAGCCGGCCCCCGCCAGCCUUUGGUUUGGGGUCUGGAACAAGCUGUCCCAUGUCACACGUCUAUGCACACGUGCACACACACUCCAACAUGUACACACACGUGCCCUCCCCACCUCACUAGACUUUCCGGAAGAUGGGGCAGUACUGGGAGAGCCCAAGAUUGCUGGCUCGGGUGUGUUGGGAUGAGGCGGAGUACCUCUGGGAUUUGUCCUGCUCAGAGCCUCAGGGGGCUGGGGUCUCAGGGCACUCAGCUUCCCAGGCAAGAAUAGCUGUGGGGUAAUAAAUGGUCU
This is a messenger RNA of Nomascus leucogenys (northern white-cheeked gibbon), 1700 nucleotides long. RefSeq names its product snail family transcriptional repressor 3 (gene SNAI3). The record is from RefSeq and is a predicted model, not a curated record. NCBI's taxonomy places the organism in Eukaryota, Metazoa, Chordata, Mammalia, Primates, Hylobatidae. Gene Ontology annotation, biological process: regulation of DNA-templated transcription. Gene Ontology annotation, molecular function: DNA-binding transcription factor activity, RNA polymerase II-specific; RNA polymerase II cis-regulatory region sequence-specific DNA binding; copper ion binding.